GCUACUCGCUAGGUGACGCGCUAGACACUAGGCGCUAAGCAAGCCACCUGCCUGUGCGUUUGCGGCCUUACAGAGUCAGACAUGGCCGGUACUGUUGUUGAAAAAAAAAAUGAAUUGGAAAAAGGGGAAGACUAAAACAAAAAAUAUUUAAUCACAGCAAAACAAAAGAAUAAUCGAAUAAUCUAACGUUCAAUCCAUGAGUACCGGUUUUUAUAAUCGACUAUCUUACAGUAUCGAUUUCAAGAGCAUCACUAGCUUUGACAUUUACCAUAACAAUGUGUGUGUUAAUGCGAGUUUAUUUAUAGGAUUCCAUGUGUGUGUAAAAUGAAAAUGGAUGGCCGAUAGAUUCCCGUUUGGCACGUGAAUAGAUAUUUUUAUUUAAUUAUUUGUAAUUAUCAUUUGUCCGUCAAACUGGGUGCCAAAACAGUAGAGCGGUUCCUCAGCCUAGCAGACGACAACUUUGUCGAAGAUGUCAACGAAGACCUGAAAUGUUUCCUUGCCGAAGGAAGAGUUGACAGCGUGCUAGUGUUCCCUCCAGUGAGCAACUACCGUCGCUUCCUUAUCCACAACUCUGUGGAACAGCUGGGCAGAGCUGACCUUGCCACCUUCUCUAUAGGAGUUAGUGACGAGCGACGCACUGUGGUCUGCUACAAGGAGAGAUUGCUGAGUGAUGAAGCUUGCGCGCGACCAGCCAUGGGCCUGACACAGACUGAACGUGACGAUGCCACUAUUUCACAAGCAGCAGCGGUGGGAGGUUGCAAGCCGGCGCAAGCGACGCGGCGCGCGCAGCCUCAGGAAAAGAUCAGAACUGGCUCAACGAAACCUCGUCGUCCCGAUCGCGCCGUGUAUGUACCGCGUGCUUUACGCACCGCGGAUAACGCUCAGCCUGAGGAACACAAGGAGACCAACAACCACCGCAGAACUAGUCACAGCGCGGAAGGAACCAAGUGCCCCAAGUCUCCCGCGCCCAAAGACAAAUCACAACACGGCACCCCUAGGAAAUCCAUAGACAAGACCUACUGCAAUGUGUACACACCACCACAUCUCAGGAAUCAAAGAUCUCAAACGGCCCCAAGCAUAGACGAACCUACAUCGAGCGAUACAAAGGAAUCCGUGCCUUCAGGCUUCCAAGUGCCAAAUAGUGAUAGUGCAAUAUCUUUUAGUGAUAAUAGGUUUAACGACAUAGAAGUAGGCGAGAAUUUUUAUAUAGGAGAUUAUUUCGCUAACGGACAGUUAGGGUUCUACAGCCCGAACUACUAUAGUGAAUACGCCGAUAACAGUCGCGAAAACGCGGCCGAUAGUAGCGACUAUAGAUCAAAUGAUUCCGACGAAAAUAUGGCGGUGAACGAAUCGAAUCAAAGCAAUAAUAUAAUCGAUAACGAUUACCCCUACGCUAAGGACGAAGAUGUGGAGAAGAAUGAGUUGAAGCGAGCGUCCCAAGAAAUUAAUAGGAGUAGCAAGAGAAUUAUAAAACAGAGCUUCCAUUCUGACGUGUUGGUUAUAUCGGAUGCAGUUGAGAAUGAGCCGGAGAAAAAUGAGCCUGAACCAGUUGUAGAAGAGAAAGUAAAAGAACCUGAAUUGAAGAAGUCUAAACCUAAAUUAGAAGCUAAAGUAUCUUUGAAGCGGGAAGAGAACGAUUGGGACGCAGUUUUUGAUGACAGUGGGGAAUGCCUGGAUCCUUCACUUCUUGAAGAGUUGACAACUACAGUUGGGAAAGUUCACAUAACUAAACCUAAGAACAGUUAUGAUCAGUACCAAACUCGAGGUCAGCAGCUUUUCAAUGGACCUUACGACGAAACGUUCGGUCAUGUAGUAGAAGUGUAUGACUUUCCUAGUGAAUUCAAAACGAACGAUUUGUUCUCAUUGUUUAGUGAAUAUAAAGACACGGGUUUUGAAAUUAAGUGGGUGGACGACACGCAUGCGUUGAUCGUUUUCAGCAGCGCCAAAAUUGCUAACGAAGUACUAUCAGCGCAGCGUCCCCUCGUGCGAUGCCGGCCCCUCCACGCCGCUACUCUCGAGUCCAGGAACAAAGCGAAGAAGUGUGCGGAAUUCCUGCAGCCCUAUCGGCAACGGCCAGAGACGUGUACGGCGCUAGCGCGGCGGCUAGUGUCGGGCGCGCUGGGCGUCAAGCUCAGCACGGCGCGGCAGGAACGCGCAGAGGAGAGGCGGCUCAUUACUAUCGCUAGAGAGAAGAAACGUCAGGCGGCGCUACACAAGGAGGCGGCAUGGGACGGCUCGCUCGCCAACCAGUCCGUCGACACGUGAGAUUAGCCACGCGGGCCGGAUUCCAUUUUUUGGGAGAUACGUCUAAGCUCUCACUAAACACGUUCGUUUUACUAAAGUUAAUGUAGUUUUAGAACUAUAGAUAUUUUUCUAUGCGAAAUAUUAGAUUAUACGACGCCUAAGAGGUUUUGGUCCUUUACGUAAGUUCGGUUAAUGCUUAGAGCUUUAAAUUUUAUGUUUAUUUUUGUUCGCUAAUUUUAAUUUUGUGUUUUUUUUUUAAAUAAAGUCCUGUUCUUAUAUUGUUUGUAUGUAUACGAUUUGAAGUGACAGUGAAAACCCUAUGCUUAUAGAAGAAUGUGACUCCAAUCUCAUAUCACAAUAUAUAUUGUAAGUUUUGACGAAUGUUUUAUGUAUAUGUGUGGAAAAAUUGGGUGAUAAAUUGAAAGGGUAGCUAAUAAUUAAUAAUUGCAUGUUUUUAUUUCUUUGAAGGUAUGGAUCAUACUACUUAAACAGUACUAGAAAAAUCGUAUUCAUGACAUUUUAACUGCAUAAUAUUAUUUUCUUUAAGUUAUAUGUAUACAUCUGUAGUAUUCAUACAAGCCAAAUAUUAGUAUUUAUUUAGCUGUCUCAUAUAUUUUAAUAUAGUUUUAUUGUGUAAACGAGUUGAUGGUUUUUGCAUGCGGUCAAAAGCGUGAUAAACGGAUGUUGCUUAAACAGUUUUAUUUAUUUUAAGUACAGAUAAGUUUAGCUUUUUGAAUGCCAAAUAUUGAUCGUGCAAUUGAACCUAGAAACUAGAAACUUUCUAGCAAGUAUCAAGAAUACUUCAACGUAUUUUUAUUUAAAUAUACUGAUGUAUUCCUUUUUAAAAUUAUUUCUUUGUUAAUAAAUUAACCGUGUCGUACCACAAAAAUAUUUAAACGUCUUUUGAACACUUGUCUAAAAAAAUAACAGAUUAUGAGGUUGAAAUAAGGUCCCUUUUAAAAACAAGUGUUCAACAGAUGUUUAAGUUUUUGUAGUAAGGUCAUAAAUGUUUGAUUGCAGUUUUCGUAUUUGGAAUUCAAAAUCGUAUGUAUAAUUUGUUGCGAGUUGUGCCUUCGUUGUCUAGUCUGGUUGUAUGUAACGCUCGGACUUCAAAACCUCUUUGCGUUAACUUUAUUAGACGAAAGUAGGUUUAAUUAUUAGCAAAAUAAUAGUUUUUAAUAUUGCGUCUUAUGAUAAUUAUAGUAAUUAAUUGUUCUAGCGUUCGGAUCGAAGGAAGGUAGUUUUAGAACUACUUUUAUUUUGACUAAAGAUAAAGAUGCCGUAGUUUUGGUAGCAAUGGAGAACGAAUAUUUGAAUUUUGAAUAUAGAAAAAUGUUUUUAAAAAUUGGAAAUUAGAUAUAUGGCGACGGAUUUGAAUCAUUCGUUGUCGUUGUUGAUAAAAAAUGAGAAAAUAUUGUCACGUAACGCGAUAAAAUGUCCUUUUACCGACCUUAUUAGAGUCUUUAUGGCCAGGAACGGAUAGCUAGAUCGAUUUUGUGGUAAAUUCUCAUUUUAUUAAAUGUACUCCUUGCGUUUUGUUGAACUGAGUCCAUAGAUGUAGAAAAUGAACAGAGCGUUCCUGCUUUUACUCUUAGCAGUCGAGUAUAAGAGUGGUUAAAAAUGUUUAUGCAGUUUUUGUUCUUUUUCUAUAUUUACGACUGAAAAUAUCGGAUUAAGUCGGCAGCUAGCCUUAUAGAGGUUUUAUAUUAUUGUGACUUCUUUCAAUAUGAACUUUGCCAACCGCAGCGAUAGAAAAGUGGCGACAAAAGCGAGCUAUACUUCAAAUAAAAUCUCAUCUUUUCUCUAUGUUGAUUAUGCAUGUUACGAAUUCUGUCCUUACUCAUAUCCUGAGACUACUGAACUUUUGUCUUGUUUUAAUAUGCUUUCACUCGCUCUUGUUGUCAUCUACCACAGACUCACGAAAAAGAAUGAAUGAUAUUAUACUGUCAAAAUAAUAUACCGAUCUCUGUAAAAAAAGGUUUGUCACAAAAGAAUAUGUACGUGAAAAAGAUUAAUAUAUUUUGUUACCAGUAUCACAAUUCAGCCAAAGAUCUGAUUAUUAAUUCGGUGUUUUAAAAGUAUUUUACUGACUGGCUCAAUUUUAACAUAAUAUAUAUUUUUUAAUAUGGCAACUUUUGAAUGCUGACACUGAACAUGGAAACUGACAAUUGUAAUGCUAUAAUGUUGCCAGAUGUCAUGAAUUUGCAAUAUACAUAAGCGACAACAGUUCAGAUCCACACUACGGACCCAAGAAAAAAAUGCCUUUAAUAGUCAUAGUUUAAACUUUUAAUUCUGAUAAAUUUAUUUUUACACUGAAAAAUAGCGUGAACGAUUUCUUUUCUUAAAUGAAUUCAUGAUAGAUUUUACCAAUACGUACUUUUGAUUUUAUAUAAAAUCAUGUGACAGGAUUCUCUUAAGUAAUGUGUUUUUUUUUAUAAUUAACUGUGCAAUAACAAUGUACAUAUCUAUGAAGUCAGUUUCACAUCGUACCGUCCAUAUAAACAAUAAUGUAUCACUACAAUAAAUAAAUAUUCUCAUACGUCAUUUUGUUAAGUUUUUAUUUUUCACCUCUGUACAUAAUGUGACUAAAGUUAGCUAAUGUUAGAAAUAAUGGCGAGAGUCAUUGAUAUUAAAACUAGAAAGAUUUUUAGAUUUAAAAUAAUGAUGAAAGGGAAACAUAAUUUUUGCUAAUUUCUGAACACGACCGAAUUUUAGUAUCUACACUAUUCCAACUUCUUUUCAGAAUGUAUUUGCUACAAAUACCGCCGUUCUUUUGACAUUUAGCAAAACAAAUGUAUUACAUUUUUUGUGUACAGUAAGCAAAAAAGGUAAGCUUUUGCAAACUUUACACAGAAUUAUACUUACAGCCAGUUUCUUUAUCAAAAGUAAAAGCCAAAGAAAUGUCAUAAAGUAAAGUAACGGUUAAAUUCGUUUUUCACGAUUUUAUCUAUUCGUUUUGUUGUUACUUUAGCCUUGAAAAUCGAAUUUGACUGUUACUUUUACUUUAUGACAUUUCUUUGGCUUUUACUUUUGAUGAAGAAACUGGCUCUUAGACUAGACUUUUUUAGUGUAGGUAACGAAAAACAUAUACCAAGCACAGAUUAACUUCGUUAUUAUUGUGCCUUUGAUUCUUUCGAAAAAAAUGAAAUAAAAUUUGAUUAAAAUGCAUUUACCAAUAUACACAAUAUACACAAUGUUUUUGAGUUAUCUGCUUUCAACGCAGUUAUAUUUCCGAUGAUCUAAGAGCCAUUUCACAUCAUAGUCGACUUACUGAAAUUGUCUUUGCAUAAUAUUUUUGUCAGUUUUGAUAAACUUUGUGAUCAACAAUUGUAUCCUGUAUUAUUAUGUACCUACUGUGGUACCUUUUGUACACAAACGACAAAAUUCUUAUCAAAAUCCAUGAUUUUAUAUCCUACUUACCAAUUAUUUCGACAUUCAGGAAUUGUAGUUAGGGUCAAAGUACGCAAAUUAAUUUUUGACAUUAAAUCCAUUGUUUGAAUUUACCGGACAUUAUCAACAUUGACUUCUAUCUACUUUACCCGUAACGAACGGUCAAUGAGGCUUGAUCUGUACAAAAUAAAGUAGAGAAUUUUAUUUUUGUAAAAAUAAAGGUUAUUCAAAAAUUGAUAUACAAAUAAAUAAAGUUGUUUGUCUUA
Messenger RNA from Helicoverpa zea (corn earworm), 5900 nucleotides. RefSeq names its product coiled-coil domain-containing protein R3HCC1L. The transcript has 9 exons. Gene Ontology annotation, molecular function: RNA 7-methylguanosine cap binding; mRNA binding. The coding region runs from base 694 to 2265 and encodes 523 amino acids. Lineage: Eukaryota; Metazoa; Arthropoda; Insecta; Lepidoptera; Noctuidae. The record is from RefSeq and is a predicted model, not a curated record.